AAAAAACGAUAACAGCGGAGAUUUACGUCAGUUUGGAGUAGAAAGUAAACGAUACCGAUACCGAUUCCCGAAAGAAUUCAAAAAAUCAGGCAAGAUUCAGUUCGUGUACGCUUACAACAGCUCCGCGCCCCACGCCGCCUCCUCCUACCGCACCGCCGUCGCCCCCUUUGCGCCCUACGCGGCCGAGCGGUCCACCCACCACCACCCACUCCCGCCCCCGGAGGAGCGGCUGCCCUCGGACACCGAACAGCUUGCUGGAUCCGACGAGGAUCGGUCUCAGAGCCAGGAAGCGGAAGCGGAGGAAUACGACGAGGAGCGCGCAGGUAGCGGACCCUCCGGCAGGCCGCUCAUCGCAGCAGCAGGAGCAACAACAACAACGACAUCGACGACAGUAGUACCGGAAGCGGUACAAAGGGCGGCGGCCAAGGGAGCGACAGAGACGGCGACAAUGGCGGUGGUGCGCAAGAAACAGGACGACAAGUACCUGCUCGCCCUGCGGGAACUGGUGGCCAGCGGGACGGGGGGCAAUCGGCAGUGCUUCGACUGCGGCCAAAAAGGACCAACCUACGUGAACAUGACCAUCGGAUCCUUUGUCUGCACCCGCUGCUCCGGAGUCCUACGCGGUCUGACGCCGCCACAUCGGGUGAAAUCCAUAUCGAUGGCCACAUUCACACAGGACGAGAUCGACUUCCUGCGCAGCCAUGGCAACGAGUUGUGUGCCAAGACCUGGCUGGGAUUGUGGGAUCCGAAGCGGGCUGUGCACCAGCAGGAGCAGCGCGAUCUGAUGAUAGACAAGUAUGAGAGGAAGCGAUACUACCUGGAGCCGGCCAGUCCUCUUAAGUCGCUGGCCAAUGCGGUCAACCUGAAGUCUUCUGCUCCGGCGACGAACCACACUCAGAAUGGUCACCACAAUGGGUAUGCCAGCAUCCAUUUGACGCCUCCUGCUGCCCAGCGGACCUCGGCCAAUGGACUGCAGAAGGUGGCCAACUCGUCGAGUAACUCUUCUGGAAAGACCUCCUCCUCGAUCAGCAGGCCACAUUAUAACCACCACAACAACAGCCAAAACAACAAUCACGAUGCCUUUGGCCUGAGUGGCGGAUUGAGCAGCCUGAACAGCGCCGGUUCCACAUCCACCGGAGCUCUUUCCGACACCAGCAGUUGUGCCAGCAAUGGCUUCGGUGCGGACUGCGACUUUGUGGCUGACUUUGGCUCGGCCAACAUUUUCGAUGCCACAUCGGCGCGCUCCACAGGAUCGCCGGCGGUGUCGUCCGUGUCCUCAGUGGGUUCCAGCAAUGGCUACGCCAAGGUGCAGCCCAUCCGGGCAGCUCAUCUCCAGCAGCAACAGCAGUUGCAGCAUCAGCAGCAGCAGCUCCUCAAUGGCAAUGGUCAUCAGGGCACUGAGAACUUUGCCGACUUCGAUCACGCGCCCAUCUACAAUGCAGUGGCUCCACCGACUUUUAACGAUUGGAUCAGCGACUGGAGCAGGCGGGGCUUCCACGAUCCCUUCGACGAUUGCGAUGACUCGCCACCAGGUGUCCGUCCUCCAGCUUCUGCUCAAGUUCCCGCAGUAUCAUCACCAUUGCCAACCGUCCGAGAAGAACCAGAGCUGGCGUGGAACUUUUGGGAGAUGGAGAUGCGAAUAGAGGAGCAGGAAAAGAAUUCCCAAACUGAACCGCAGGAGAUGAGCUACUCCUUUUCGAAUAGAACUACUGCGCCCCUUUCCCCUUCGAAUCCCUUCCUGCCCUACCUUGUCAAUGAGGAGCAGCAUCGAAAUCAUCCAGAGAAGCCCUCCUUUUCGUAUUCGUUGUUCAGCUCCAUAUCAAAUAGUUCGCAAGAAGAUCAGGCGGAUGAUCAUGAGAUGAAUGUUUUAAAUGCCAAUUUCCAUGAUUUCUUUACGUGGAGUGCUCCCUUGCAGAACGGCCAUGCGAACAGUCCGCCGAAGGGCGGAAGUGCAGCGAUGGCGCCCAGUGAGGAUCGAUAUGCCGCUCUCAAGGAUCUCGACGAGCAGCUGCGAGAACUGAAGGCCAGCGAAGGCGCCACGGAAGCGCCCACGCCCACCAACGGCAAUGUUCAGGCCACAGAUGCCUUUGGUGGAGCCCUCAACAACAAUCCAAAUCCCUUCAAGGGUCAUCAACAGCAGCAGCUCAGCAGCCAUAGGGUGAAUCCAUUCCAGCAGCAGCAACAGCAGCAGCACCAGCAGAAUCUCUAUGGUCAGUUGACCCUCAUACCAAAUGCCUACGGCAGCAGUCCCCAGCAGCAGAUGGGGCACCAUCUCCUCCAGCAGCAGCAGCAGCAGCAGAGCUUCUUCAACUUCAACAACAACGGGUUUGCCAUCUCGCAGGGUCUGCCCAACGGCUGCGGCUUCGGCAGCAUGCAACCCGCUCCUGUGAUGGCCAACAAUCCCUUUGCAGCCAGCGGCGCCAUGAACACCAACAAUCCAUUCUUAUGAGACUCAACCCGGGAGAAUCCGCCACGCGCCACCUGGCAGAGGCCCUGAGCCAGCGAACAAAGAGCAGACACGGAGGAACCGAACCGAAAUUAGUCCAUUUUACGAACAAUAGCGUUAAUCUAUGUAUACAUAAUGCACGCCGGAGAGCACUCUUUGUGUACAUAGCCCAAAUAUGUACACCCGAAAGGCUCCACGCCGACGCUAGUCCUGGCGGAUGGCGGAGGCGGACUGGAGCGUUGAUAUAUUCUUUUACAUGGUAACUCUACUCUAACGUUUACGGAUACGGAUAUUUGUAUUUGCCGUUUGCCCUAGAACUCUAUACUUGUACUAAGCGCCCAUGAACACUUCAUCCACUAACAUAGCUACUAAUCCUAAUCCUAGUGGAGGAUGCAGUUAAUCCAGACUCGCUGUUAUUUGUUUUAUCUAUCCUCGUACUUGUCUUUGUCCCAUUUAGCACUUUCGUUGCGGAUAAGAACUUUGUCAGUUAUUGAUUGUGUGGCCUUAAUAAGAUUAUAAAACUAAAUAUUAUAACGUACGACUAUACAUAUACGGAUACAGAUACAGAUUCAGACACAGUUACAGAUACAUAUAUGCUUUUGUACCUAAUGAAUUGCUUCUUGUUUCCAUUGCUAAUCAUCUGCUUUCCGUGUGCUAAUUUUAUAUAAUAGUACGUGCGAUAUCGGCCGUGCAGAUAGAUUGCUCAGAUCGCGAGUCAAGCCUCUUUUGGUUGCACCCACGGCAGACAUUUGUACAUAUACUGUCUGAUUGUGAGCCUCGUGUAACACCACUCCCCACCCAUCCAUCGAACCCCGAAUCCAUGACUCAAUUCACUGCUCACAUGUCCAUGCCCAGAUAAGAAGCAAGAAUUUUUCCAUUUUAGCCUUAACGUGUCAAACAUUAUCGAAGCCUUAAAGUUAUUUAAAACUACGAAAUUUCAAUAAAAAUAAAUAAGAACAAUUAAAAAAAUAAA
Messenger RNA from Drosophila sechellia, 3419 nucleotides. RefSeq names its product Arf GTPase activating protein drongo (gene drongo). The record is from RefSeq and is a predicted model, not a curated record. Lineage: Eukaryota; Metazoa; Arthropoda; Insecta; Diptera; Drosophilidae. The transcript is spliced from 6 exons. Gene Ontology annotation, molecular function: GTPase activator activity. Gene Ontology annotation, cellular component: cytoplasm; membrane. The coding region runs from base 449 to 2449 and encodes 666 amino acids.